Messenger RNA from Mauremys mutica (yellowpond turtle), 1541 nucleotides. Its product is annotated as butyrophilin subfamily 1 member A1-like. Gene Ontology annotation, molecular function: protein binding. The record is from RefSeq and is a predicted model, not a curated record. Bases 93 to 1541 code for a protein of 482 amino acids. The transcript has 11 exons. NCBI's taxonomy places the organism in Eukaryota, Metazoa, Chordata, Testudines, Geoemydidae.
UAACGGUCCCAGCCAAAGGGUGAAGUCUGGCCACACCCAGGAGAUUUUACAUUUCUCAGAAGACCCAAUCAGAUCAAGUUACAGUGAAGAAGAUGAAGGUUCUCUCAUUCUGCCACAGCUCCAGAGCCUGCUUCCCUCUCCCUGGGUUUAUUAUUUUCUUCUUUACUUGUUAUGUUCACAGGAUGGAAUCAGCAAAGUUCACAGUGAUUGGACCCUCUGACCCUGUCAUGGCCAUCCUGGGUCAGGAAACUGUGUUACCCUGUCACCUGUCCCCCAGCAUGAGCGCUGCAAACAUGGAGGUGAGAUGGUUCCGAUCUGAGUUUGAAUCCUUUGUGCACCUGUAUCGUGAUGGGAAGGAUUGGUUUGAUGGGCAGAAGCCAGAGUAUCAGGGAAGGACAGAGCUUUUGAAAGCCAGACUCACAGAUGGGAUUGUUCCCCUGAGGAUUCUCAAUAUCAGACGUGCUGAUGAAGGACAAUACCUUUGUUUUGUUCAAGAUGAUACUUCUUAUGGAGAAACUGUAUUGGAACUGCGGGUAGCAGGUCUAGGCUCUGCUCCUCUCAUCUCUGUUGAAGGUCACCAGGAUGGAGGGAUUCGGGUGAUCUGUCAAUCAGUUGGUUGGUACCCAGAGCCUGAAGUGCUGUGGAAAGAUCUCAGUGGGCGAGAUUUACCAUCACUCUCUGAAACAACAUCCCGAGGCGAUAACAACUUGUUUGAAAUAGAAACUGCGAUUGUUGUGAAAAAACAUUCAAACCAAAACUUGUCCUGUUGCAUCAGGAACACCAUUCUCAAUCAAGAAAAGGAAUCAGCAGUUUAUAUAGCAGAUUCCUUUUUUCCGAGGGUGAAUCCCUGGAUGGUGGCUCUGAGUGUUAUCCUGGUGGUUUUGUUUGGUUUCAUGGGCCUCACUGUUUAUCUGUUUAAAAUGAAAGGGAAACUUACUGAAGAAGUUGGCAAACGAGAUAUAGAAGUUGAAAUUGGUAAGUUGGCUGCAGCCCAGGGGUGGAGAAGAUCCGUGGCACCUAUAGAAGAAGCGAAUGUGACUCUGGAUCCAGACACGGCUCAUCCCAACCUCGUUUUGUCUGAGGAUGGGAAAAGUGUGAGAUGUGUAGACACACAGCAGCGACUGCCCAACAACGCUGAGAGAUUUGACACUGAGCUCUGUGUGCUGGGCUGUGAGGGAUUCACCUCGGGGAGACAUUGCUGGGAGGUGGAGGUGGAGGUUGGGCGAUACUGGGCUGUGGGGGUGGCCAGAGAGGCUGUGGGGAGGAAGGGAUGGAUCAGCCAUAGCCCUGAGGGGGUGAUCUGGGCUGUGCAGUGGCAGGGUCAGUUCAGGGCUCUCACCUCCCCUUUGACCCCCCUGCCCCUGAGCCGGGUCCCCAGCAGGAUCCGGGUUUGUCUGGACUGUGACCGGGGGCAGGUGACAUUUAUCGAUGCUGGUGACGAGGCCCCGAUCUUCACUUUCCCGCCGGGCUCCGUCCCUGGGGAGAGAAUCCGACCCUGGCUCUUGGUGGGGUGGCAAUCCCAGAUCAGCCUGUGUCCCUGA